ACAGCAGCCAGGCUGCCGGAGAGCUGAUCUCGAGGAUUCGGGUGCGGAGCCCUUGGCCUGGAGGCGAUAUGGGUGGUCCGCGGCCCGAUUCAGUCGCUCGCAGCAGCCCGGGGAACAGGCCUGUCUGGCCCUGAGGGAGUCCCCUUUCUGAAGCUGUGGUGCUUGGACGACCUGCUCUCUACGUCGCUGGGCACCUGUAGGUGUCUCUGGAGAGCUCAGAUUUGAGGUUCAAGUCAGUGUGGCCAUGAAGGGGCUGCCUGUUGGGCGGAUGCUGUGACCCUGGAGUCUGCCUCUCCUGCCAGUACCCCCUGCCCAGAACAUGUGGCUGCGGCUUGGCCUGCCCUCGCCGUCCCUGAGCCCCAAGCCCACAGUUGGCCAGAGCCUGUGCCUCACCCUGUGGUUCCUUGGUUUGGUGCUGAGGGCCAGUACUCAAGCCCCAGCACCCACAGUCAAUACUCACUUUGGAAAGCUAAGGGGUGCCCGGGUACCAUUGCCCAGUGAGAUCCUGGGACCUGUGGACCAAUACCUGGGGGUGCCCUACGCCGCCCCUCCAAUCGGCGAGAAACGGUUCCUGCCCCCUGAACCACCCCCCUCCUGGUCGGGCAUCCGGAACGCCACACACUUUCCCCCAGUGUGCCCCCAGAACAUCCACACAGCUGUGCCCGAAGUUAUGCUUCCCGUCUGGUUCACUGCCAACUUGGACAUCGUCGCUACUUAUAUCCAGGAGCCCAAUGAAGACUGCCUAUACCUGAAUGUCUAUGUGCCCACAGAGGAUGGAUCCGGCGCUAAGAAACAGGGCGAGGACUUAGCGGAUAAUGACGGGGAUGAAGAUGAAGACAUUCGGGACAGUGGUGCUAAACCUGUCAUGGUCUAUAUCCACGGAGGCUCUUACAUGGAAGGGACAGGCAACAUGAUCGAUGGCAGCGUCCUAGCCAGCUAUGGCAACGUCAUCGUCAUCACCCUCAACUAUCGAGUCGGAGUGCUAGGCUUCCUGAGCACCGGAGAUCAGGCUGCCAAGGGCAACUAUGGCCUCCUUGACCAAAUCCAGGCCCUCCGCUGGGUGAGCGAGAAUAUUGCCUUCUUUGGAGGCGAUCCCCGCCGGAUCACUGUCUUCGGUUCAGGCAUCGGGGCGUCCUGUGUCAGCCUCCUCACACUGUCCCAUCACUCAGAGGGCCUUUUCCAGAGAGCCAUCAUCCAAAGUGGUUCUGCUCUGUCUAGCUGGGCCGUGAACUACCAACCAGUGAAAUACACCAGCCUGCUGGCUGACAAAGUGGGCUGUAAUGUGCUGGACACCGUGGACAUGGUGGACUGUCUCCGGCAAAAGAGUGCAAAGGAGCUGGUAGAACAAGAUAUCCAGCCAGCCCGCUACCACGUGGCGUUUGGCCCUGUGAUUGAUGGUGACGUCAUUCCUGAUGACCCUGAGAUCCUCAUGGAGCAGGGCGAGUUUCUCAACUACGAUAUCAUGCUAGGUGUCAACCAGGGUGAGGGACUCAAGUUUGUGGAAGGUGUGGUGGACCCCGAGGAUGGCGUCUCUGGCACUGACUUCGACUACUCCGUUUCCAACUUUGUGGACAAUCUGUACGGCUACCCCGAGGGUAAGGACACCUUGCGGGAGACCAUCAAGUUCAUGUACACAGACUGGGCAGACCGUGACAAUCCUGAGACCCGCCGUAAAACACUGGUGGCACUCUUCACUGAUCACCAGUGGGUGGAGCCUUCAGUGGUGACGGCUGAUCUGCAUGCACGCUAUGGCUCACCUACCUACUUCUACGCCUUCUACCAUCACUGCCAGAGCCUCAUGAAGCCUGCCUGGUCAGAUGCAGCUCAUGGGGACGAAGUACCGUACGUCUUUGGUGUACCCAUGGUAGGUCCCACUGACCUUUUCCCCUGCAACUUCUCCAAGAAUGAUGUUAUGCUCAGUGCAGUUGUCAUGACCUAUUGGACCAACUUUGCCAAGACUGGGGAUCCCAACAAGCCGGUCCCCCAGGACACCAAGUUCAUUCACACCAAGGCCAACCGCUUUGAGGAAGUGGCCUGGUCCAAAUACAACCCCCGAGACCAGCUGUACCUUCACAUCGGGCUGAAACCAAGGGUCCGCGAUCAUUAUCGGGCCACUAAGGUGGCCUUUUGGAAACACCUGGUACCCCACCUAUAUAAUCUGCAUGACAUGUUCCACUAUACGUCCACAACCACCAAAGUGCCGCCCCCGGAUACCACCCACAGUUCCCACAUCACCCGCAGGCCCAACGGCAAGACCUGGAGCACCAAACGGCCAGCCAUCUCACCCGCCUACAGCAACGAGAAUGCCCAAGGCUCCUGGAAUGGAGACCAGGAUGCAGGGCCACUCCUGGUAGAGAACCCUCGUGACUACUCCACCGAAUUGAGUGUCACCAUCGCCGUGGGGGCCUCGCUCCUGUUCCUUAACGUGCUGGCCUUUGCUGCCCUCUACUACCGUAAAGACAAGCGGCGCCAGGAGCCCCUGCGGCAACCUAGCCCUCAGAGAGGAACCGGGGCCCCGGAAUUGGGAGCUGCUCCUGAGGAAGAGCUGGCAGCGUUACAGCUGGGCCCCACUCACCACGAGUGCGAGGCUGGCACCCCCCACGACACUCUGCGCCUCACUGCCUUGCCCGACUACACCCUGACCCUGCGGCGCUCCCCUGAUGACAUCCCACUCAUGACCCCCAACACCAUCACCAUGAUCCCUAACUCGUUGGUUGGCCUGCAGACCUUGCAUCCCUACAACACCUUUGCCGCAGGGUUCAAUAGCACCGGGCUGCCCCACUCACACUCCACCACCCGGGUAUAGCUUCAGCCCAGGGCCCAGCUCAUCUCCCGGCUCCCUCCCUCCCAGAGCCACACACACAUGCACACACAGACAUGCACACGCAAACACAGACUGACAUCUAUGUAUACGCACUCACCCACACCCUACAACUGCAGAGCCACCUGCACAAACACAAGACAGAUGUGGACAUGCACAUGCAUGUACAAAAACACAGAUGACAGAAGCAAACGGGAACAAACCCCGCAGACGGGGACAAAAAGGAGUCCUCGGCCAAGCGACAGCAGCUGCAGCCAGCUCCCCGAGUCUGACCACAGACACUCCUGGGGGGCCUGAAAGCCACAGCUGGACACCCCCUCGGUGCUUGCCUUCGGCCUCUCUUGGAACUGCACCACCGACCAACUCCAGACUCGGGAGCUGUCAAGAGCAGAGUAGCUCUUCCUCCCCCAGACUUGGUCUUUUUUCUGGGUCUUGUUUUUGUUGAUUUUUUUUAAAGCAAACAAACAAACAAACAAAAAAACACCAAUUUUGGAACAAAUGCUUUUUCAACCCGUGAGUGCUAAGAGGCCAUGGAAGGGAGAGCUCUGGGCCCAGGUCUCUCUGGUUCUGGAACCCUCAGUGCCCACAUAAUUAGACCAAGAAAAAGGACCCCGCCUCCCCCUCCCACCCCAUCUUCAGCCCCCAAGAACGAAACAGAUCCGAGCAAAGCCAUGGGGUGGAACGAGGCAGAGGCAGGGGCCAAUGACGACUGGGGCUGGAGGAUCAUAGGGGACAGGCAUGCGACCAGCCCUGCCUAUCUGUGAGGGCUACUGCCCUGCCUCCCUCCCCACCCCCAAAGCCAGCAGCAUCGCCCUGGCUAGCCCAGAUGUGGUGGGCAAGGUCUUGUGGAGGAGGCCGUGUCACCACGCCCACCUCCCCCCACCCCCGCACGGGGUUAUCUGGGCUCUGCCUCGGCCCCUUGGGGAACUGCUAUCAGAAAUUUGCCCCAUUUUCUUUACAGUCUCUUUUGUGUCUGUCAUUCCUCUUUCCAAAAGGCGGUGGUUUUUCUUUUUUGUUGUUGUUGUUGUUGUUAGUGUUGUUGUUGUUGUCGUCGGCCUUUUUUUUUUUUUUUAAAGAAACGUUCUUAAAACACUAACGGAAACCCAUGGAGUUCGUCCUUUGUAAAAAUUUUAAACACAGUGUCUUGAUAUAAAAAUAAAAAAUCCAGUUAGCACUCCCAACCCGCCUCCCUUGCGCAGGCCUUGCCCCCUGCCCCACUUUCCUGCAGACCUAGGAUUCAGGGGGGGCAGGCGGCCUUCCCCUGCCCCCGGACCUUUAAAGCUGACGCAAGUCUGGGCUGCUCUCUGCUGUUCCCUGCACCUCGGCCUCGCCCAGCCUUAAUCAGGUUGCUGGGCCCCCUUCCCCUGCCACCCAAGCUCUGGGUUCCUGCAGCUAAAACCUCCUCUUAGCACCUCAGGCCUCCUAAGGAAACAGACAAAAACAACCGUUCCUUCCUCCGUUGCCGCGUCCGCCGCCGCCGCCGCCGCCGCCGUCGCCUCCUUCUCUGCUGUCACCGCCACGAUCGCCACCACCUUGCCCUCAUCUUCUCGAACUCGGGGGCUGGGAGGAGGCCUGACCUCUAACUUGCUGACAUUCUUUCUCUUAUCUAAAUCCAGUGCGGCAUCAGCCAUGUGGACUCCCUGGCCUUGGGUGAGGUCCCUGGGCAGGGGCCCUGCCUUCCCCCAAGGAUUCUUGUUUCCUGUUGUGUGCGUUCAAAUUGGACUGGCCACUGGGGCCCUGAGAGCCAUCUCUCUC
Molecule: messenger RNA, 4576 nt
Organism: Ochotona princeps (American pika)
Lineage: Eukaryota; Metazoa; Chordata; Mammalia; Lagomorpha; Ochotonidae
Gene: NLGN3
Product: neuroligin 3
Exons: 7
Coding region: 320-2806 (828 amino acids)
Biological process (GO): chemical synaptic transmission; postsynaptic membrane assembly; synaptic vesicle endocytosis
Cellular component (GO): postsynaptic specialization membrane; synapse; cell surface
Molecular function (GO): neurexin family protein binding; signaling receptor activity
Source: RefSeq, a predicted model, not a curated record